This is a messenger RNA of Podospora pseudopauciseta, 461 nucleotides long. RefSeq lists its product as uncharacterized. Lineage: Eukaryota; Fungi; Ascomycota; Sordariomycetes; Sordariales; Podosporaceae. The record is from RefSeq and is a predicted model, not a curated record. The transcript is spliced from 2 exons. Bases 147 to 374 code for a protein of 75 amino acids.
CCACCAAUAGGUGCAUACGGAGUGCUUUGAAACUGGAUAUUUGCAUAUUAUUUCCACCGCCAUCGCCCUGAAGCCAUCACCACUUCAGCACGACGCCGACUGCACGAUACACCGUCUGUUCAAUCCUUGAAAGACAAAGCAAAAAGAUGACCCUCCUCCAAACCUACCAAGGCCUCUCCCCCAGAGCCAGACUAGGCGUCGGCUUCGGCCUCCUCGCCUGGGGCCUCAUCGGUCUCAAGCUCUCAGACAAGGCAGAGGAAAAGCUGGGCUACACCCCCACCGAGCAGGACAAGGCCGAGCUCGACAAGAUGAUUCCAAAGAUUCACUCUGUGCCGAGGGAAAAGCCUUCCUCAUCAACAUCACCAACGCAAUGAUAUCCGGCAGGGGCUGAAAAUACAACAAAUAAAUAAUUUAUACACAAAUACCCAGCCAGCGCUUGCUCAUUUGAAAUCUUCGCAGGG